Molecule: messenger RNA, 6098 nt
Organism: Marmota flaviventris (yellow-bellied marmot)
Lineage: Eukaryota; Metazoa; Chordata; Mammalia; Rodentia; Sciuridae
Source: RefSeq, a predicted model, not a curated record
CUGCUCGUUGAGUGAAGAAAAUCCGCCGGCAUCGCCUGAGCCCCGCUACCGAGAAGGGCGCCGCUUCCCCCGGGGAGGGGGAUAAAGACCCCCCGCCGCCGGCCCAUGAGGAUAUUGCCGUGAAAGGCUCAGCGGCUGCAGCAGGAACCGGACCCGGCACCGGAGCGGCGGCGGCGGCGGCGGCGGCAGCGGCAGCAGCAGCAGCAGCGGUACCGCCUCCUCACCCGGCGGCGGCAGCAGCGGCGGCGGCGGCGGCAGCAGCGGCCCCUCCUCACCCGAACAUCAGGGCCCUCCAGACCCAGGCGCCCCAACAAAUUCCUAGAGGACCUGUGCCACAGCCUCUUGAGGACCGAAUCUUCACUCCUACUGUCUCAGCAGUCUACAGCACGGUAACACAAGUAGCAAGACAGCCGGGACCCCCAACCCCUUCCCCUUAUUCAGCACAUGAAAUAAACAAGGGGCAUCCAAAUCUUGCGGCAACGCCCCCGGGACAUGCAUCGUCCCCUGGACUCUCUCAAACCCCUUAUCCCUCUGGACAGAAUGCAGGUCCAACCACGUUGGUAUACCCUCAAGCCCCUCAGACAAUGAAUUCACAACCUCAAACCCGUUCUCCGUUUUUCCAGAGGCCUCAAAUUCAGCCUCCUCGAGCUACCAUCCCAAACAGCAGUCCUUCCAUUCGUCCUGGUGCACAGACACCCACUGCAGUGUACCAGACCAAUCAGCACAUCAUGAUGGUUAACCAUCUGCCUAUGCCGUACCCAGUACCCCAGGGUCCUCAGUACUGCAUACCACAGUACCGUCAUAGUGGCCCCCCUUAUGUUGGGCCUCCACAACAAUAUCCAGUUCAGCCACCGGGACCGGGUCCUUUUUAUCCUGGACCAGGACCUGGGGACUUCCCUAAUGCUUAUGGAACGCCUUUUUAUCCAAGUCAGCCAGUUUAUCAGUCAGCACCUAUCAUAGUGCCUACACAGCAACAGCCCCCUCCAGCCAAGAGAGAGAAAAAAACUAUAAGAAUUCGAGAUCCAAACCAGGGAGGUAAAGACAUAACUGAAGAGAUUAUGUCUGGAGGUGGAAGCAGAAAUCCUACUCCACCUAUAGGGAGACCCACUUCCACACCCACUCCUCCUCAGCUGCCCAGCCAAGUCCCUGAGCACAGCCCUGUGGUUUAUGGGACUGUGGACAACGCUCAUCUUGCUGCCAGCACCCCUGUCACUGCAGCUAGCGACCAGAAGCAAGAAGAGAAGCCAAAACCAGAUCCAGUGUUAAAGUCUCCUUCCCCAGUCCUUAGGCUAGUCCUUAGUGGGGAGAAGAAAGAACAUGCAGGCCAGACAGCUGAGGCUACCACCAUAGAAUCCAUACCAGAGCAUCCUCUGCCUCCAUCACCUACCACCGUUUCUUCAGUUGCUCGAAGUACAGUUGCUUCCCCCACUUCCGCUGCUCUUAGUAGCCAACCAAUAUUCACCACUUCUUUAGAUGACAGAUGUGAACUCUCUUCCUCAAAAGAAGAUACAGUUCCCACACCCAGCCCUAUAUCCUGCACAGAAACAUCAGACCCUUCACCAACAGAUGAAAUUGACAGUAAUAUAUGCAAGAAACCCUGUAGUGUAGCAUCUAAUGAUAUGUCACUGAUUUCUAGUGCUAACCUAAUUAAUGAGAUGAAUGGAAUUAGUGAAAAAUUACCAGCCACAGAAAGCAUUGUGGAAAUAGUAAAACAGGAAGUAUUGCCAUUGACUCUUGAAUUGGAGAUUCUGGAAAAUCCCCCAGAAGAAAUGAAAGUGGAGUGUAUUUCAACUCCCAUCACCCCUUCCACAGUUCCUUCCUUUUCUCCAGCUCCUCCAACUCCUCCAGCUUCUCCCCCUCCACUUCCAGUCAUUGUUCCUGCUGCUGCCUCUACUGUGACUACUCAAAGUGCUCCCACUGCAGUACAGAGAGUCUUCGAAGAGGAAGAAAGUGUAAGAACUUGUCCUAGUGAAGAUUCAAAAGAAAUUCAAAACAAAGUAGAGGUAGAAGCAGAUGGGCAAACAGAAGAGAAUACAGAUUCUCAGAACUUAAAUUCAAGAAAGAGUCCUACCCCAGCUCAAACUGUCAUGACUACACCAAAGACAUGGAAGAAACCAAAAGAUCGGACCCGAACCACUGAUGAGUUGUUGGAGGCAGAAUUGGAGCCUAAAGCUGAAGAGCUUUCAAUUGACAGAGUACUUGAAUCUGAACAAGAAAAAAUGAGCCAAGGGUUUCAUCCUGAGAAAGACCCCUCUGACCUAAAAAAAGUGAAAGGUUUAGAAGAAAAUGGAGAAGAAGCUGAGCCUUUGCGUAAUGGUGCUGAGAGUGUUUCUGAGGGUGAAGGAGUAGAUGCUAAUUCAGGCUCCACCGAUAGUUCUGGCGAUGGGAUCACAUUCCCAUUUAAACCAGAAUCCUGGAAGCCUUCUGAUACUGAGGGCAAGAAGCAGUAUGACAGGGAGUUUCUGCUGGACUUCCAGUUCAUGCCAGCCUGUAUACAGAAACCAGAGGGCCUGCCACCCAUCAGUGAUGUGGUUCUUGACAAGAUCAACCAACCCAAAUUGCCAAUGCGAACUCUGGAUCCUCGGAUUUUACCACGGGGACCAGAUUUUACUCCAGCCUUUGCAGAUUUUGGAAGGCAGCCACCUGGUGGAAGAGGUGUACCUAUUUGCAAAGUGCAGAGCAGGCACGGAUUGCCAAUUCUGGAACAGAGCAAAGCCCCAAGUUGCACUCCACUGGCGAUUGCACACCCACCCCUGAAGAGCCUGCCUCUAGGGUUGUUGAACGUUGGGCCACGGAGGUCUCAACCUGGACAGAGAAGGGAGCCCAGAAAGAUCAUCACCGUUUCUGUAAAAGAAGAUGUGCACUUAAAAAAGGCAGAGAAUGCCUGGAAGCCCAGCCAGAAACGAGAUAGCCAUGCUGAGGAUCCUGAAAACAUCAAAACCCAGGAACUUUUUAGAAAAGUUCGAAGUAUCUUAAAUAAAUUGACACCACAGAUGUUCAACCAACUGAUGAAGCAAGUGUCAGGACUAACUGUUGACACAGAGGAGCGGCUAAAAGGAGUCAUUGACCUGGUCUUUGAGAAGGCUAUUGAUGAACCCAGUUUCUCUGUGGCUUACGCAAACAUGUGUCGAUGUCUAGUAACGCUGAAAGUACCCAUGGCAGACAAGCCUGGCAACACAGUAAAUUUCCGGAAGCUGCUACUAAACCGCUGCCAGAAGGAGUUUGAAAAGGAUAAAGCAGACGAUGAUGUCUUUGAGAAGAAGCAGAAAGAACUGGAAGCUGCCAGUGCUCCAGAAGAGAAGACGAGGCUUCAUGAUGAACUAGAAGAAGCCAAGGACAAAGCCCGACGGAGAUCUAUUGGUAACAUCAAAUUUAUUGGAGAACUGUUUAAACUCAAAAUGCUCACCGAAGCCAUCAUGCAUGACUGUGUGGUGAAACUGCUCAAGAACCAUGAUGAAGAAUCCCUGGAGUGCCUGUGUCGCCUACUCACCACUAUCGGCAAAGACCUAGACUUUGAGAAAGCGAAGCCGCGUAUGGACCAGUACUUUAAUCAGAUGGAGAAAAUUGUAAAAGAAAGAAAAACCUCAUCUAGGAUUCGAUUCAUGCUGCAAGAUGUGAUAGACCUACGGCUGUGUAAUUGGGUAUCUCGAAGAGCAGAUCAAGGACCUAAAACUAUUGAACAGAUUCACAAAGAGGCCAAAAUAGAAGAACAAGAAGAGCAGAGGAAGGUCCAACAGCUCAUGACCAAAGAAAAGAGAAGACCAGGUGUUCAGAGAGUGGAUGAAGGUGGGUGGAACACGGUACAAGGGGCCAAGAACAGUCGAGUACUUGACCCCUCAAAAUUCCUGAAAAUUACUAAGCCCACAAUUGAUGAGAAAAUUCAGCUGGUACCUAAGGCUCAGCUGGGCAGCUGGGGAAAAGGCAGCAGCGGUGGAGCAAAGGCAAGCGAGACAGAUGCCUUACGGUCAAGUGCUUCCAGUUUAAACAGAUUCUCUGCUCUGCAACCUCCAGCCCCAUCAGGGUCCACAUCAAACACAUCUUUAGAGUUUGAUUCCCGAAGGGCUUUAACCAGUCGUGGAAGCAUGGGCAGGGAGAAGAAUGAUAAGCCCCUGCCACCUGCAACAGCUCGUCCAAACACAUUCAUGAGGGGCGGCAGCAGUAAAGACCUGUUAGACAAUCAGUCUCAGGAAGAGCAGCGGAGGGAGAUGCUGGAGACCGUGAAGCAGCUAACAGGAGGCGUGGACCUGGAGAGAAACAGCACCGAGGCCGACCGAAACAGAACCAGGGAGUCAGCAGUGAAACCAGAAAUGUCAACAGUGUCAGCCCCUGACAGGCCUGUAUUGUCAGAAGAGGAGAUGGAGAGAAAGUCCAAAUCUAUCAUUGAUGAAUUUCUACACAUUAAUGAUUUUAAGGAAGCCAUGCAGUGUGUGGAAGAGCUGAGCGCCCAGGGCCUGCUACAUGUUUUCGUGAGAACGGGAGUGGAGUCCACCCUCGAGAGAAGCCAGAUCACCAGGGAUCACAUGGGCCAGUUGCUUUAUCAGCUGGUACAGUCAGAAAAACUCAGCAAGCAGGACUUUUUCAAAGGUUUUUUAGAAACCUUGGAAUUGGCAGAUGACAUGGCCAUUGAUAUUCCCCAUAUUUGGUUAUACCUUGCUGAACUGGUGACCCCCAUGUUAAAAGAAGGUGGAAUCUCUAUGAGAGAAGUUAUCAUAGAAUUUAGCAAACCUUUACUUCCUGUUGGAAGAGCUGGGGUCUUGCUUUCUGAAAUAUUGCACCUUCUAUGCAAACAAAUGAGCCAUAAGAAAGUGGGCGCCUUAUGGAGGGAGGCUGAUCUCAGCUGGAAGGACUUUUUACCUGAAGGGGAAGAUGUACAUAAUUUUCUCUUGGAGCAGAAGUUGGACUUUAUAGAGUCUGACAGUUCCUGUUCCUCUGAAGCACUUUCAAAGAAAGAACUCUCUGCUGAAGAACUCUGUCAGCGCCUUGAGAAACUCAUUAUUGAGGACAAAGCAAAUGAUGAACAGAUCUUUGACUGGGUAGAGGCUAAUCUAGAUGAAAACCAGAUGAGUUCACCUACAUUCCUUAGAGCUUUAAUGACAGCCGUUUGUAAAGCAGCUAUUAUAGCUGACUGUUCUACCUUCAGAGUGGACACUGCUGUUAUCAAGCAGAGAGUGCCGAUUUUACUCAAGUACCUAGACUCAGAUACAGAGAAGGAACUGCAAGCACUUUAUGCACUACAAGCAUCAAUAGUAAAACUUGAUCAACCUGCCAAUUUGCUACGAAUGUUUUUUGAUUGCCUGUAUGACGAGGAGGUGAUCUCUGAGGAUGCCUUCUACAAAUGGGAGAGCAGCAAGGACCCUGCAGAGCAGAAUGGGAAGGGCGUGGCCCUGAAAUCUGUCACUGCGUUUUUCACAUGGCUGCGGGAAGCAGAAGAGGAGUCUGAGGAUAACUAAAACUUCAAAUACACAAAACGAAACAAAAGAAACAAUUUAAGUAUUUUUUUAAAAAGUUUCACGUCUUCGCCAAUCACAGUGCAGCAAGGCCAAUUCUCGCAGAAAUCCCCACGUGUGCACGAGUGGGAGAGGGGAAAGAGAACAAAGGUGAUCAUGGAGGAAAAAGGUACUGGAAACAAGUAAACUUCCAACCUGAGGGCGGGAGCACUAAAACCAAAAUACAUGUAUUAUUUAUAGAAAAUAUUUUCUGUUUUAAUCUUUUCUUUUUAAACAAGGACUCAUACUUAAAAACACAUUUAGCAAAAAAAAAAAAAAAAAAAAAAAAAAGUUGAACUUUUAAUUUAUUUUAAGGACUGCAAAUGCCAGUGUGUAAUUUUUUAAUUUGCAGUUUCUGUAAACAACUUGUAUAAUAGAAAAGCAGAGAAAUAAAUGUCCCUUCCCUUCAUAUGCACCUCACGUUUGUUUUAAGGCAUAGUAGUUAGUCCAGAUUUGAGAAGGUUUGGGGUAAACAAGGUAAGAAAGAUUUCUCUCUCUCUCUCUGUCUCUUUCUCUUUUUCUUCUUCUUUUUUUUUUUUUUUUUUUUUGGGCAUCAAAUCUUUCUGCCUGCCUCUCAGCUUGCUUCAGAAAAUUAAAAAAAAAAAAAAAAAA